AUGCAAGUUGAAUCUUUGAAACAGAAACCACAGGUAGCUAAAGUGACAAGCAUGUUCGGUGGAACAAGGGAGAAAUGUUUUGGCUGCAAGAAAAUUGUCUAUCCAACAGAAAAGGUACAAGUUAAUGGUACACCAUACCACAAGAGCUGCUUCAAAUGUAGCCAUGGAGGUUGUACAAUCAGCCCUUCCAACUAUAUCGCACAUGAAGGGCGCCUCUACUGUAAACAUCACCAUAUUCAACUUAUCAAGGAGAAAGGCAACUUAAGCAAGCUUGAGGGUGACCAUGAGACGAUUCCCGCGAUAACAACAGAAGUUACUGCAGAAUCAUAAAGAGCCAACCCCAGUUGAUCGUUGAUUAGCUUUCCGCUAUCAUGUCUUACAUGUCUGCUUUAUUCAAGAAUCUGAAGCCUUCUUCAGCUUGCAUUAAUGCACUUCCUUCCGCAGCCUAUGCUUUUUCUCAUCUGCUUCCAUUAAAUUGAUGCUGAACUAUAAUCUACUUCUGUGUGAAGAUUUUUGACCUUUGUUUCUUGUGCUUCACUUGUAUUGUGUGGAUGUUAAAUGAGAUUGAAUAUAACACAGCUUUGCCUAUCCAA
Molecule: messenger RNA, 593 nt
Organism: Lycium barbarum (goji berry)
Lineage: Eukaryota; Viridiplantae; Streptophyta; Magnoliopsida; Solanales; Solanaceae
Product: LIM domain-containing protein WLIM1-like
Exons: 2
Coding region: 1-330 (109 amino acids)
Biological process (GO): actin filament bundle assembly
Cellular component (GO): actin cytoskeleton; plasma membrane
Molecular function (GO): actin filament binding
Source: RefSeq, a predicted model, not a curated record